AUGUCGUCGGGAAUCCAAGCAGGGAACUACUCUAGGAGUACUGCUCUCCUUGAGGCGGACGACUCUUCCCCUGAAAAUUCUACUGAAUCUGUAACCCGAACUGAAGGGAACGAACUCUCUGCUCGGAGAAAAGAAAUUAAAGCCAUUGAAUUGGAGAGAUGUCUGAUGAGCAAAAAUUCAAUUACUGCAGACGACGGGCAUUUAGGAAGCGAUCCGGACGUUCUGGUAGCCUGGCACUUGGUUUACCCAGCCUGCGCAUGGAUAUAUGCUAUGCUAUGCUAUGCAAUGCUACCUCAUGAAUGCCUUCUCGGAAGGUCUGCUGUUGGUUAUUGCGCCUACCUUGGGCCAUGCAUCUUGAACACUUUCCAUUCGGACGUGCACGCUUUCUUUAUUCGAUCAGUCUUUUUGGGGGACUUGCUCUGGGAUAACCCCUUUUUAGGGCAGGGACAGGAUCUAUCUUCCUUUGGUCCCACAAAGAUUCACACUACCUACCGUAAGGUAGAAACGACAAAUUCGAGUCAUAAGUCGUCUUACAACAACAUUAUCACACAUCUCCCCCCCAAAAAACCUAUCAACAGGAUCCCCAUCGCCACGAGCAACAUGCAACCUGCAUCCAUGGAAGGACCAAACCCCCCACGAGGAAAACACCGCCAGAUGAUGCGAGCGGCAGAAUCCUACGAAACGGAGACACCACGACGACACCAGUACGUCAAAGCAGGGCCAGACAAUGAUGAUGGUGCAGAACGCCAGAUCGUCAAAGCAGGACCCUAUCACGACGAUACAGAGCCAUCGAGGCGCAAAGUUGUCUACGCGGGAUCAGACGAGAACGAAUCGCUCACACGGCCUUCUCAUUCUCGAUCUACUCGCGUCAACGAUCCGAUGAGUACGACGCGUUCUACUCAGGCUUCGGCCUUGUCUUCGACUGCUCUCGCUACGGCAGAUACACCAUCCUCUCUCGUUCUACCUGCGAAGUCUGACGCCCAUCCAGCGUCGGCGGGCAAUUUCGUUCCAGGAGGUACUUUUCGUCAACUGGACUACAUGCAGCAGACACCACACGCAUUAUCGACGAGCGGAUUCGAUGAAAACAGGGCUCUCUUCCCAACAAACAUUCCCCCCGAAAAAGACGCCAGCCUCGCCAUCGCAGCCCGCACUGCUGUUGAGCAGGCGCAACAUAGCAAGAAGGAAGAAGAGAACCCUCGUAUCCAUAACUCAACACCAAAACUUCCUCUCGACGCUCCGCGUAGCUUGUCAGUUGCAGAGUCUUCUCUCGAUGCCGAAUACGAGCUUCUGGUUUACCCUGACAGUUUUGAGGAGAUUGAUAAUGACCCACAGGGUGAUGAUGAUGAUCGGCAUGGCUGGCAGUACUUUCCAUGCGAAUUCUGUCAACGUAACGUGCGAGGCGGACGCGCUUGUCGUUGUCCUCAGGUCAUGAGACGGCAUGGCUUCUUGCCUCCUCUCUGA
Molecule: messenger RNA, 1461 nt
Organism: Sphaerulina musiva SO2202
Lineage: Eukaryota; Fungi; Ascomycota; Dothideomycetes; Mycosphaerellales; Mycosphaerellaceae
Exons: 4
Coding region: 1-1461 (486 amino acids)
Source: RefSeq, a predicted model, not a curated record